Rhagoletis pomonella (apple maggot) is the source of this 2819-nucleotide messenger RNA. RefSeq names its product ATP-dependent DNA helicase DDX11. The coding region runs from base 95 to 2689 and encodes 864 amino acids. Gene Ontology annotation, cellular component: nucleus. Lineage: Eukaryota; Metazoa; Arthropoda; Insecta; Diptera; Tephritidae. Gene Ontology annotation, molecular function: DNA binding; DNA helicase activity; ATP binding. Gene Ontology annotation, biological process: establishment of sister chromatid cohesion; nucleobase-containing compound metabolic process. The transcript has 5 exons. The record is from RefSeq and is a predicted model, not a curated record.
UCCCACCUCUAUUAGUUGCUUUAUUUUUCGCGUUUAAAUACGAAUAAAUUGUAUGUUAAUUGACUAAAUAUAAAUGUGACAUUUACAGUGCACUAUGUUAUCGCCAAGUAAAACAUUUGAGAUCCCAAAAGACUAUGAGUUUCCGUUUAUUCCAUACGAAAUCCAGCAGCAACUGAUGGAUGCGGUAUACGAUACAUUGACGAAAAAAGCCAUUGGCAUCUUUGAGAGUCCAACUGGGACAGGGAAGUCGUUGACUUUGACGUGUUCUGUGCUUCGAUGGCUUGAAGAUCGGGAGAUCUUGGAACGCAAAGAGUUGUCGGAUCGUCUUUCGAGUGCUGAACUAGAAGUUAAACGUUUGACUAGCAACAUUAAUAUGGCACAUGACUGGAUUACGGCUGGUUAUGCAGCAACAGAGAAAAAGAAAGAACUUGAAAAAUUGCUUAGAUGUCAGCAAUUAUUACAGAUUCACGACGAACGCUUGGGAGAAAUGCGUGAGCGGCAAGCUGUACUGCACAAAAACCGACGAAAAGUUAUCAGCAAAAUAUCAAAGGUAACAAAUGAUGCAAGUCUAGAUAAUAAGUUAUCGGAAACUUCAGAUUGGGACGAAAAAGCUAGUGAUGCUAUAAUUCAAGAUCAGGAAAUGGAAAGAGAAGAGGAAUUUCGUCCAAUCCAGGUAUUUUUCUGCAGCCGUACACAUUCUCAACUCGCACAAGUUGUAAGAGAAGUCAAACGUACACCGUACGGUUGCCGAAUACGUUGUGUUUCAUUGGCAUCGCGGCAACAGCUAUGCAUAAAUCCUCAAGUACGGAAAUUAGCAAAUAUGAAUCUCAUCAACGAACGUUGUCUCGAUAUGGCGCCUAAAAAUAAAGAGGCUAACAAAAAUACUACAUCUAAAUGUUGUGAAUUUCGCAAAACUACUUUAGUGCAAGGGCUUAGCGAAGUUGCUUUGUUCAAUGUAAUGGACAUAGAAGAAUUGGUUGGGGAAGGUGAAAGUUUAAAAGCGUGUCCAUACUACGCAUCAAGGGAAGCUGCAAAAUCAGCACAACUAGUAAUGCUUACAUAUCAGAUGCUUUUGCAUAGACGUACGCGACUUCAGAUGGGCAUAGAGUUAAAAGGGGCUAUUGUCAUUGUAGAUGAGGCGCAUAAUCUCUUAGAUACCAUCUCUCAAUUGCAUAGAUGUGAGUUAACUUUGCAGCAACUUUUACUAAUCCAACAACAAAUCAGUGCAUAUAAACUGUGCUACUUAAAACGAUUCAGUGCAACCAGCCUGCUAAAUAUUAACCAAUUGAUAUUUGUGGUGAAACGGCUUGUAAAACUAAUUCAAACGGGUGCCCCAAAUUCAAAGAAGCAAUACAUGCCAGUUUCCAGAGUUCUUCGAACCUAUGAGCUCACAGCAGAAGGCGAGUUUUACAAUAUCGAUUUGUACCUACUGCUGCAAUUUUGCGAUAGAUCUCGAUUAGCGCAAAAAUUGCAAGGAUUUGCGGAGAAAACUGACUGUUCAAAUUUAAAAGAUGGCAGUGCUGUUGAAGGUUCUGCAACGAAGCAACUUCUCGUACAAAUCGAAACUUCACAAAAGAAGGAUCUUAAAAGUCAAGAUGUUCUCGAGAGUGUAGAGGAUGCAAAUAUUACAAAAACGAAUAAAACUGCAGAGAAAAAAAUGUCGAUUAGUGUUCCAUUCCGUUCAUUUUUGUCUUUCCUCGAAUCAUUAACCGAAAAUGCAGAGGAUGGGCGAGUUAUUUUACAUUUCGAUGCAACGGGAGACUCUAAGAGUAGCAUGUACAAGUACAUUUUGUUAAAUCCAGGUGCACAUUUUGCGGAUGUCGUUAAGGAUGCGCGAGCUAUAAUAGUCGCUGGCGGUACAAUGCAGCCUACCAGGGAAUUAACGCAACAACUCUUUAGUGCUUGUCCAAAUCGAGUGCGGGAACAUAUUUAUAGCCAUGUCGUUCCACCCGAUGCUGUAUUACCACUUGUCGUUGCACAAGGGCCAACAGGUCGGCGUCUUUGCUUCAAUUAUACAGAGCGAAGUACUGCAGAUAUGAUCACAGAAUUGGGAAUGAUUGUUCAAAACGUUUGCAGUGUAAUACCAGCGGGAGUGGUUUGCUUUCUACCAUCUUACGAAUAUCUUGAUAUUGUAUAUAGUCACUUACAAAAGAGUGGUAUAUUAGAGAGAAUAUCUUUGAAGAAACGUAUAUUCUCUGAGACGCGUACAGGUACCGGUUCAUCAGUAGAGAAACUUUUAGAUGAUUACAGCGCCGCAAUAAAAUCGAAUAAUACAGGUGGAGCAUUACUUUUCAGUGUUGUUGGUGGAAAAUUGAGCGAAGGACUAAACUUUGCAGACGAUUUAGGGAGAUGUGUAAUUGUAGUUGGUUUGCCCUACCCAAAUCUACAAUCUGUCGAGUUACAGGAGCGCAUGCGGUAUUUAAAUGAGACACUUGGAUCAGGGGCAGGAAAUGAAUAUUAUGAAAAUGUAUGCCUAAAAGCUGUCAAUCAAUGCAUUGGCCGGUCUGUACGACACAUUAAUGAUUAUGCUUGCGUACUACUAGUAGACGAGCGAUAUUGCAAGGAAGGUAUACAAGCCAAGUUGCCACAGUGGAUAACUCGUAGUUUGGAAAUUCCGAAGACUUUUGGAGCUGUACAGGCUGCUACUGCUAGAUUCUUUAAGCACAUUAAAGACAAGAAAUCUAUAUGACAUUCAGUGGCUUAAGUAUUAUUUAUACUGUUGUUUAAUUAUUAGUAUGUGUUUUAAUUAUAUAUGUACAUAUUUAUGUAGAAGAGAUCAUAUCGACGCCUCCAAACCAUACUAUGCUAAGUCUUAUCAA